This is a messenger RNA of Ricinus communis (castor bean), 3150 nucleotides long. Its product is annotated as potassium channel AKT1. NCBI's taxonomy places the organism in Eukaryota, Viridiplantae, Streptophyta, Magnoliopsida, Malpighiales, Euphorbiaceae. The record is from RefSeq and is a predicted model, not a curated record. Gene Ontology annotation, cellular component: membrane. The coding region runs from base 218 to 2923 and encodes 901 amino acids. Gene Ontology annotation, molecular function: protein binding; voltage-gated potassium channel activity. Gene Ontology annotation, biological process: potassium ion transport; transmembrane transport. The transcript is spliced from 11 exons.
GAAAAAGGAAGCCAAAGAAGGCUUGCAAAGUGUAUCUUUCUCUAUAUAUAUUGGACACGGGUGUUUAGAAAACAAAAACACAUACAAACAACUUCUAUAACGAUAUCAUAUAUAUAUGAACAUAUAAGGGAGAAAAGAAACAACCUAGCUAAUAAGGAAAGAAAGAAAAGCUUUUCUUGAAUUCCUUACGUUUGGCUCGAGUUUUGAGGAUUCAAGAAUGGACACUCUGAGAAACAGAGGCGUCUUUAGGGUUUCUGUUUGUGGGCAGGAAGAGAUAGAGCAGUUAUCUAGAGAUGGUAGCCAGUAUAGUCUUACUAAUGCAGUUUUACCUUCACUUGGUGCAAGAAGUAACCGGAGAGUCAAGCUCAGGACAUUCAUUAUCUCGCCUUAUGACCGCCGUUACAGAAUAUGGCAAACUUAUCUUGUUCUUCUAGUCGUCUAUACUGCUUGGGUAUCACCUUUUGAAUUUGGAUUUCUGGAGAAACCAGAGGGACCACUCUCUAUCACUGAUAAUGUUGUCAAUGGAUUCUUUGCUGUGGAUAUCCUUCUCACCUUCUUUGUUGCUUACCUUGACCAUUCUACUUACCUGCUUGUUGACGACCCAAAACGGAUUGCUUGGAAGUAUACAAGUUCAUGGCUUGCUUUCGAUGUCAUAUCCACGAUCCCAUCUGAACUUGCUCGAAAGAUUUCGCCUAAACCAUUCCAAUCCUAUGGAUUUUUCAAUAUGCUUCGCCUUUGGCGUCUCAGAAGAGUCAGUGCCUUAUUUUCCAGACUGGAGAAAGAUAGGAACUAUAACUACUUCUGGGUUCGAUGUGCCAAACUUAUUUGUGUCACCCUUUUCGCUGUUCACAGUGCUGGAUGCUUCUAUUAUCUUAUUGCUGCACGCUAUCAUAACCCCGGAAGAACUUGGAUUGGACAAUCCUUGGGGGACAAUUUCCUUGAACAGAGUUUGUGGAUCCGAUAUGUGACUUCAAUAUACUGGUCUAUUACUACUCUGACGACUGUUGGCUAUGGUGAUCUGCACCCUGUGAAUACAAGGGAGAUGAUUUUUGAUAUCUUUUAUAUGCUUUUCAACCUUGGAUUGACAGCAUAUUUGAUUGGUAACAUGACCAACUUGGUUGUUCAUGGGACUAGCCGAACUAGAAGAUUUAGAGAUACCAUACAAGCAGCUUCAAGUUUUGCACAGAGGAACCAACUUCCUCUUCGCCUGCAAGAUCAGAUGCUUGCACAUCUGUGUUUGAAGUUCAGGACAGAUUCAGAGGGACUGCAGCAGCAAGAGACUCUCGAUUCCCUUCCAAAAGCAAUUCGUUCAAGCAUUUCCCAUUAUCUUUUCUAUUCUCUCCUAGACAAGGUGUACUUAUUUAGUGGGGUUUCCAAUGACUUGCUUUUCCAGCUGGUAUCAGAGAUGAAAGCUGAGUAUUUCCCCCCCAAAGAAGAUGUGAUUUUGCAGAAUGAAGCACCGACAGACUUCUAUAUACUCGUCACUGGUGCUGUGGAUCUACUUGUUUACAAAAAUGGAGCUGAACAGGUUGUUGGGCAGGCAAAAACUGGUGAUCUUUGCGGUGAGAUUGGGGUGCUUUGCUAUAGGCCACAACUUUUUACAGUACGGACCAAAAGACUGAGCCAGCUACUACGUCUGAACCGUACUACAUUUUUAAACAUUGUUCAGGCAAAUAUUGGAGAUGGGACCAUAAUCAUGAAUAAUCUCCUUCAGCAUUUGAAAGAACAAAAGGAUCCAAUAAUGGAAGGAGUUUUGGUGGAGACAGAGAACACGCUAGCUCGUGGUCGACUGGACCUACCUCUCAGUCUAUGCUUUGCUGCACUCAGGGGAGAUGAUUCCUUAUUACAUCAGUUGUUGAAACGGGGCCUGGAUCCAAACGAAUCAGACAACACUGGGAGGUCAGCACUGCAUAUAGCAGCAUCAAAAGGAAGUGAGAACUGUGUACUUGUUUUACUAGAUUAUGGGGCAGAUCCUAACUCUAAAGACUCUGAAGGGAACGUGCCACUAUGGGAGGCCAUGGUGGGUGGUCAUGAAGGAGUGACCAAACUGCUGAUGGAAAAUGGUGCAAACAUACAAUCUGGAGAUGUAGGUCAUUUUGCAUGCACUGCUGCUGAACAAAACAACUUGAAUUUGCUCAAGGAAAUUGCUCGACUUGGAGGGGAUGUAACCUGCCCUAGGAAGAAUGGAACUACAGCACUUCAUGUUGCAGUUUGUGAGGAUAACACUGAAAUAGUUAGAUAUCUCCUGGACCAAGGUGCUAAAAUUGACAAACCAGAUAUCCAUGGUUGGACUCCGAGAGAUCUAGCUGACCAACAAGGACACGAAGAAAUAAAAUUCAUUUUCGAAACUUGUAAAGAGCCCAAAACUGAAACUGUUGUUUCGAUUCCUGAGAAACCGCAGCCACCCGGCAUUAGGUUUCUUGGGAGAUUUACAAGUGAGCCAAAUAUCCGUCCCCUGUCCCGUGAUGGUUCGUUCACAGGUACAGAUGAUAGAUCAUGGAGUCAAAACCGUCCAAGACGCAGAACUAAUAAUUUUCACAACUCGCUCUUUGGGAUGAUGUCAGCUGCUCACAAGGGAGAGAAGGAAUUACCAUUUCCAGUUACCCCAUCUAUAGGUGUAGACAAUUAUGGAACUAACCCUGCUAGAGUGGUAAUUAGUUGCCCAGAAAAGGUAGAAAUUGCAGGAAAGCUUGUUCUUCUCCCAAGGAAUUUGCAGGAGUUGGUUGAGAUUGGCAGUAAGAAAUUUGGACUCUCGCAUGCCAAAGUUUUAAACAAGGAUAGAGCUGAAAUUGAUGAUAUUGAAGUGAUUAGAGAUGGCGAUCACAUCUUAUUUGUAAGUGAUCGGACAAAAGAGAUUAACCGCCAAUACUCCCUACCUGUUCUCAGUGAUCAAACACAAGAAACUAACAGCCAUAAUCCCUAAGAAAGGGGUCAUGAUGUAUAUGACGCAUCAAAACUGGUGCCUGAUUAAUUUCUUUUUUUCUUUCCAAGUUUCUCUCUCUUUUUUUUUCUCCUUCGCAAUAUUUUUUGUGAAAAUUUUAGUAGACCAAGCAGAUCCGAUGUAAAAAAUCAUUGCCUGAGAUGGAUCUUCAGAGGUAUGUGCCUCUUUCGUAUCUCAAUAGCCUUUCAAUACACAGUUUUCUUGUUCAA